Messenger RNA from Vicia faba (fava bean), 675 nucleotides. The record is from the annotation of a GenBank genome assembly. Lineage: Eukaryota; Viridiplantae; Streptophyta; Magnoliopsida; Fabales; Fabaceae.
AUGGCUAUCUCUUCCCAUUCAUCUUCAUUAACAUCUUAUGUUUCUUCUUCUGUUACAUUUGAUGUCUGUCCCCAUCUUGCCCUAGGUUCUUGUUCAUGUUUCACACAACUCACCAAAAAGAGGAAACGUGGACACCAAGAAACCAAAAAGAUCAACAAUGCUUCUUCAUCUGUGUUGGAUAUGUGCUUAUAUCCCAAAACAGUUGCUUGUCUCCAUCUAUCUCUCGGUGUUUGUACUUGUCUCGCUGACACACAAAAACGUGUUCACCAAGAAACCAAUGUUUCAACAACCAACAACACAUGCAAGGCCCUUGCUGUUGAAACCAAUGUUGGUGAUCCAUGGACGAUCAAGAAGGUGCUAACAAAGAGUGAUCUUGAUGAUAAUUGCAGGCUUUUGUUAAAUAAAGACUUGGCUAAGAAAUGGGUGGUUCCUGUGGUGGAUAAAGCUAAAGCCGAGAAUGACGGAGUCGAAGUCGAAGUGUUUGAUGUUGACACUGGCUUUCCCCUUUCUCUUUCUUUCAAGAUACGACCUUCCAAUGACAGUCAUGUCUUCAACAAGACAUGGAUCACAGAUUUUGUAGGCAGAAGAAGCUUAAAGAAAGGAGAUGAGAUUGGACUCAAAUGGAAUGAAAACAGGAAAAGAUUUGAUUUUUCUGUUCUUCAUCGAUCUUAUUGA